CAAAUCCCAGCUCAAUUUGUUCCAAACCUUCGAAACAAUGUCUUUUUCAGCGCCAAGAAAACAAACCCUUUUCAUAUUAUCUCUUGUAAUUCUCUGGUAUACUUCCAACAUUGGUGUUCUUUUACUCAACAAGUACUUACUCUCCAAUUAUGGCUUCAGGUUCCCAAUCUUCCUUACAAUGUGUCACAUGUCAGCUUGUGCAAUUCUUAGUUAUUUCUCCAUUGCGUUUCUCAAAAUUGUUCCCUUACAACCUAUCAAAUCAAAGUCUCAGUUUUUCAAGAUUGCAACUUUAAGUGCCGUGUUUUGUGGGUCUGUUGUGGGUGGCAAUAUUUCGCUCAGAUAUCUUCCUGUUUCGUUUAAUCAAGCUGUGGGUGCUACGACACCCUUUUUCACUGCUUUGUUCGCUUAUUUGAUGACCCUUAAGAGGGAGGCUUGGGUUACCUAUGCUGCCCUUGUGCCUGUUGUUGCUGGUGUUGUCAUUGCUAGUGGGGCAAGAACAGAAAAUUCCAGAAACUGUAAAUCGUUUUCUAGUUGGAAAAACCAAUCAGCAUGUGCAACACAAGUGCCAGGGAGGAAGAAAGCGUGUCACUGUUCAUCCACACGAGUGGGUGAGCCAGGUUUUCAUUUAUAUGGAUUUAUAAUGUGCAUUAGUGCAACUGCAGCAAGGGCCUUCAAGUCUGUUCUUCAGGGUAUCCUGCUUUCUUCUGAAGGAGAAAAGUUGAACUCAAUGAAUUUGAUGCUGUACAUGUCCCCAAUUGCAGUGAUAGUUUUAUUGCCUGCAGCACUUGUAAUGGAGCCCAAUGUGUUAGAAGUCACCUUGUCCCUUGCAAAACAACAUAAUUUUUUGUGGCUGCUUCUUCUCAUUAAUUCAACAAUGGCCUACUCAGCAAACUUGUUAAACUUUUUGGUGACGAAACAUACAAGUGCGCUAACGCUUCAGGUAUUAGGCAACGCAAAGGGUGCAGUGGCAGUUGUAAUCUCAAUACUCCUAUUCAGAAAUCCUGUGACAUUCAUUGGAAUUGCUGGCUACACAAUGACGGUUAUGGGGGUGGUUGCGUAUGGAGAAGCAAAGCGGCGAUUUCGGUGAACCAUUCACUGGUUGCAGAAAUUUGGUUUAGGUUAGGUGAGUGUUGUUUUGAUGAAGAAGGUAGCGAGGUUGGAGAGACGGGAGUAUUGGUUUAUUUAGAGAUAGAGGGAAGAGUGUGUGCAUGUACCUUUUUUAUUAUGUACACGAACAUAUAUGCCUUUGUAUCGCCUUCUAUCUUCAUUUAUUCAUAAGAGCAAAGAAUAACAAUUA
Pistacia vera is the source of this 1297-nucleotide messenger RNA. Its product is annotated as UDP-URONIC ACID TRANSPORTER 1. The transcript is spliced from 5 exons. The record is from RefSeq and is a predicted model, not a curated record. Bases 38 to 1087 code for a protein of 349 amino acids. NCBI's taxonomy places the organism in Eukaryota, Viridiplantae, Streptophyta, Magnoliopsida, Sapindales, Anacardiaceae. Gene Ontology annotation, molecular function: antiporter activity. Gene Ontology annotation, cellular component: Golgi apparatus.